GGAAGUGAUGUUACGUUGAUUGUGAAGAGGGUUCAUGCAACAAAUGGAUCGAAAGGACUUAGUAAACUCUAUUUAGUGAGUUCUUUUUUAAAUUUAAAAAUCAAAUUGUCAUCGCUUUUGAUAGGGCGCUUCUACACGAAACACCAAGAAAGAAAGUGACGCACAGACACUGGAUGGGGUUACUUCAUCGUAUAACGACCACCUGCAUUUUCACUGAGCUGAGGCUGAAACGAAGUUAUUUCCUGCUCACAUUUACUGGGCCUACUUGAAGCCAAGGCUACUGAAAUUGCAAUGACAUUUUUUGUGUUUUUACAUAAUGCGAUGUGUCCGGUUUUAUAGUUGCCUUGGAGUGAAUUCUAACUCGGAGGUCUGAAAUAAGCACUCACUAUGUCUGAUGGGGACUAUGACUACCUCAUCAAAUUCCUAGCCCUUGGUGAUUCUGGAGUAGGGAAAACCAGCUUUCUCUACCAGUACACAGACAAAAAGUUUAACUCCAAAUUCAUCACUACAGUGGGCAUUGAUUUCAGAGAAAAACGAGUGGUAUACAAAUCAAAUGGUCCAGAUGGGGCAGCAGGCAGAGGACAGAGGAUUCAUGUUCAGCUGUGGGACACGGCGGGGCAGGAGAGGUUUCGGAGUUUGACGACAGCUUUCUUCCGAGAUGCGAUGGGCUUCCUCCUCCUGUUUGACCUCACCAAUGAGCAGAGUUUCCUUAAUGUCAGAAAUUGGAUGAGUCAAUUACAGAUGCACGCUUACUGCGAGAAUCCAGACAUUGUACUCUGUGGCAACAAGUGUGACCUGCUGGAGCAGAGGGCAGUCCGUGAAGAUGAGGCCCGUGAGCUGGCAGAGAAGUAUGGAAUCCCUUACUUUGAGACAAGUGCAGCUAACGGGCAGUUUGUUAGCCAGGCUGUGGAUGUCCUGCUGGACCUCAUCAUGAAGAGGAUGGAGCGCUGCGUGGACAAGUCCUGGAUCCCUGAUGGAACUGUGCGAUCCAAUGGACACAGUGGUCACACAGACAUCACAGAGCCCAAGACCCAGGAGAAGGGCAAAUGUGCUUGUUAGGGUCCACAUACAGAUAAUGGUUACACCAUCCCCUCAGUGAUGUUUUGGUACGACUGGGCUUUAUGGUAUGUGAUGAAAGGCAUGUAAUAUUUGUAAAUCAAUGGUGUCAUAGUACGUUUUGGCAAGAUGUGGGGGGGAGUGUGUAUGACGUGCAAAGCUGAAAGUAACUACUAACCCCUGCCAAAUGUACCAGAGCAUCAUUAUGUUUUGUUAAUUUCAUUAUGCCAUUUGGUGGGGUGCCUCUCCUUACACUUGUCCAUACAGUGUCAAUUAAGUGCCUUUUUAUGUUUUCAUUUCAGAGAAUAUUAUAUAUUUUACAUUGUAAAAGAAAAGUGUAUUAUAACCAACUAUUUUCUAAGAUCCAGUAUAAAAGUGAGAAGCCACUGAAAGUUGUAUUAGUUGAGAACACUUCCCUGUGAAUUAAAAGGAAACCCAUCCUUAUUACAUUGAACUUUUUGACACGGGAUAUUUUUGUCACUAUGCACUUCCAUUUAUUCUUGUACAAUGUAAAAGUCCUGAGCACAUGCAAUCUGUAGUGAAUAGAGUGAUUUAUUGUAUAGGCCUGCACUGUAGUAGCAGAGUAGCUGGGUGUUUUUAUUUGUAUCACAAUGUCGGGAUAUUGGGUCUAUCAGAAAUGUUUGAGGUUCCAUGUAAAUCAAUGCUGAUUUUGUUCAUUCGUAAUUUUAAAAUGUGCCUAAAAUCUGCUGUAUUCUGUCAAACACUGUUUUCAUGCCAAAUAUGUAAACCAUAUCCUUUAUUCCAUAAAAUAAAUAUAUUUUAUUUAUUAAA
Messenger RNA from Salvelinus namaycush (lake trout), 1848 nucleotides. It is a transcript of the gene rab27a, whose product is annotated as RAB27A, member RAS oncogene family. Gene Ontology annotation, cellular component: melanosome; secretory granule. Lineage: Eukaryota; Metazoa; Chordata; Actinopteri; Salmoniformes; Salmonidae. Gene Ontology annotation, molecular function: GTP binding; GTPase activity. Gene Ontology annotation, biological process: positive regulation of exocytosis; melanosome transport. The record is from RefSeq and is a predicted model, not a curated record. The coding region runs from base 388 to 1059 and encodes 223 amino acids. The transcript is spliced from 7 exons.